GAAUUCUCCGUCACCUAGGCGCGAAACUGCGUCGUUUUACUCUCAGAUUUCUACAGCGAGCUCAGAAAUGCUCCCGAGGUGGAGCAGAGCUCUCACUCAGCUCUCGCGGCGCGGCCUGAGCCACGGCAGCGAGUUCUAUGCUGUUUCGGGCCGAAGCUACGCCAAGGCCGCCGUGGCUCCCGUUCUGCCUGAUGCUCCGACCGAGCCAACGGUGAAUUUGGACAAGCUGUUCUGGUCCAAGCCGUGCUCACUGGCUUUGCCGCCGGAGUCGCCGUUGAGGAUGGAUGAGCCGCAGUACGAGGGGAUCAUGCGUGUGUUUCUGAAACUCAUGUUGUUUUACAGCAAACAAAGCAAGUCCAUUCGGGGAGCCAAUGUGGUGUAUAAGAGAGUCGUUUCUCAGGUUGAUAAGCCGGCGAUAUACGAAGUGUUUAAUUUGGAGAAGACGUUUAAGACGAAUUACGCCUUGCUUGUACUCCAUAUGUGGCUGUGCUUGCGCCGGUUGAAGCAAGAGGGAAAAGAAGGUGUUGAGUUCGGGCAGUAUGUGUACGAGAUUUACAAUCAUGAUGUGGAACUUAGAGUCUCUAAGGCUGGGGUCAACUUGCUACUGAGUAAAUGGAUGAAAGAUUUGGAGAGAAUAUUCUAUGGAAAUAUCGUUGCUUAUGAUGCUGCUGUGCUUCCAGAGGCAAGGCUGGAUGAUCUGCCAAAUGUCAUAUGGAGGAAUGUCUUUUCUGAUGAUGGUUCAUCGAAGCCAGAUGAGGCUGCAUCACGAACUGUCCAGGCAAUGGCAAGAUAUGUUCGUCGGGAAAUUAGUUGCCUGUCCUUAACAGAUAAAGAAGCCAUGUUUUCUGGCAAUUUCGUGUUUACUCCGCUAAAGAUCAACAAAGCAAAUUUGGAGGGAUCCAGAUGAGAAAGGACCCUCUAGUCAUCUGGAGAUUUUCCUUGUUUUGGGAGAUAGUUUCCAUAUAAGAACAAAUCAGUCAUUCACUUAUAAAAUACUACACAAUAAAUCCUUUGUAUAAUCAAGAGCGACCGUUUUAUUUUUAUUGGUUAGUGUCCCAUCAAGUAAUUUGCA
Molecule: messenger RNA, 1072 nt
Organism: Argentina anserina (silverweed cinquefoil)
Lineage: Eukaryota; Viridiplantae; Streptophyta; Magnoliopsida; Rosales; Rosaceae
Exons: 8
Coding region: 68-907 (279 amino acids)
Biological process (GO): mitochondrial respiratory chain complex III assembly
Cellular component (GO): mitochondrion
Source: RefSeq, a predicted model, not a curated record